AUGGAUUCCUAUCCAUCUGCUUCAAGCUCAAAGUUUGUUGAACUAUUAAAUAGUCAACAAACUCUUUCCUUUGGAAACAAUGAAGAUAGUGUUGAACUAUCUUCAUCACAACUUCCAUUUCAAUGUUCAUUUGGUAUAGAAGCCUCUAACUUUGAUGGAGAGACGGCUACAGAGCGACGGAAGUGGACUCCAAAGGAUGAUAUUUUGCUCAUCAGCUCGUGGUUAAACACGAGCAAAGACCCAGUGGUUGGGAACGAGCAAAGAUCAGGCGCUUUUUGGUCAAGAAUUGCUGCCUACUUUGAGGCAAGCAGAGAGAGCCAAGGGACUGAUGCUGGCGGCGAACAGAGAGAGCCGACCCACUGCAAGCAGCGUUGGCACAGGAUCAACGACCUUGUGUCCAAAUUCUGUGGAGCAUAUGAGGCUGCAACUAGGGAGAAAAGUAGUGGCCAAAACGAGAAUGAUGUUCUCAAGCUAGCACAUCAAAUCUUCUACAACAAUCACCAGAAGAGAUUCAUGCUUGACCACGCAUGGAAGGAGCUGCGCAACGACCAGAAGUGA
This is a messenger RNA of Brassica oleracea var. oleracea, 558 nucleotides long. RefSeq names its product glutathione S-transferase T3-like. The record is from RefSeq and is a predicted model, not a curated record. The transcript has a single exon. Bases 1 to 558 code for a protein of 185 amino acids. NCBI's taxonomy places the organism in Eukaryota, Viridiplantae, Streptophyta, Magnoliopsida, Brassicales, Brassicaceae.